Eriocheir sinensis (Chinese mitten crab) is the source of this 3996-nucleotide messenger RNA. RefSeq names its product testis-expressed protein 2-like. The coding region runs from base 117 to 3521 and encodes 1134 amino acids. Lineage: Eukaryota; Metazoa; Arthropoda; Malacostraca; Decapoda; Varunidae. The record is from RefSeq and is a predicted model, not a curated record. Gene Ontology annotation, molecular function: lipid binding. Gene Ontology annotation, cellular component: endoplasmic reticulum. The transcript is spliced from 10 exons.
AUCAGCCAAACACCUCCUCCCUCAGUCUUCCCCAGCCAACACACACACACACACACACUCACACACAUGCACCCAUCCACACACACACACAAAUGCACACACAAACAAACGGGUGAAUGAUGUCUAAUACACAGCGGCCAAGCGGGGGGAAUGACAGACAAACAAACACACAAACACCGCUGUCUCCAAUGGCCCAGAAUAUGUGGAGAGACUUCAAGGCCGCAACCAUGAGUGGCCGUGAGGGUAGCCCCAAGAUAUCCCUGGCGCUGCUGAAGGGCCGAGCGUCCAACCAGAGUGUGCCCUCCAUAAGCUUCAGGUUCGACCCUUCCGCUGAAAACCUUACCCAAGUGUCGGACCAGGAGGAAGAAGAUGACGAGGCGCCCACCGACAUCACCUCAGGGCUGGACGCAGCGGCAGCGGGCGGCGGCGUCACUGUGGGGCGUGCUGAGUCGCUACGGGAAGCUUCGCCGGUCAAAGAAACAUUAAACCGAGUUCUUGGUAAACGCUCGUCCUCUCUCGACAGCAGCGCCGUCCCCCCUGAGGCCAUACCCCCGCCCCCGCCACCCCGCAGCGGCGACGGGGGCACCGGGGCGACUGCGGGGGCCGGGGGGCUUCUCUCGCGGAUCACCAAGACAUUCGAGGACAAGAUCAAUGAGAUACGGAAGGAUAAGGAAGGAAAGGAAAACCGUGAGAGGCUCUGCGUCAGUGAGGGUUCGACGGAGAGCGAAGGGGGCGGAUCCGGGGGUAGCGGAGGUGGCAGCGGGGCGGCUGGGGGUACUGCGGGGCUAUCCGACCGUUCCCCGACAUGCCCCGCCCCGAGGAAGGACGAGGACGGGCCACAGACAUCAGACUCCCCGAAAACGAAAACUACAUUAGUCCAGGACAUCACGGAACAUACCAGCAAGUUCAAGAGCGAGCUUGGUAGUAUUCGCCCCAAGCUGUCGGAGCUGCGGCAACGGCGGGCGAGCAAGGAGGCUGCGGCGAAGGUGGCGAAGGAGAGCAAGAGUGGGAAGGAGGCGAAAAACAAGCCCUCCGUGUUUACAUCUCUUCUCGGACGCGACGAAGGGCUCGGCGAGGAAAUGCUUCUCGAGUGCGACGAAGGGGAGGUCGACCGCGCAGAGGAGGCAACCGAGACCACAACCGCAUUCCUACCGACUCAUACCACCGCCUCUAGCGUACCUACCGGCCUCCCCGACGCCCCUAUCGGCAAAACGGCGCAUGGGGGCGGACGCAGCGCACGGAAGGGGACAUCAACCUUCCGAGCGCAGGUUUUUGAUGUCGCCGGCCAGGUUCCAAUCACCCGCCCCUUCCUCUAUAAAUUCCUAACGGCACUUUUCAUCAUUGCGUUCGUACUCCCCCUCCCGCCUUUCCUUGGGGGUCUCCUGGUCGGGGUUAUGGUCUCGGGGCUCGCUACGCACUGUCUCCUACACUUUCUGGCCCCGUCCGCCCCGCUGUCCUCCGGCCCCGCCCCAGACGAUGGCCCCGUGAUGUUGACGCUGCCAGUGUACGAGGAUAAGCAGCUGUAUAAGGGCUGGAUGAACAAGUUGGAGGGAGAAUACAGUCCAGAGACCUACCAUGUAUCCCUCACCCACUCGGUCCUACUCAGACUACAGGGGUCCAGACUCAAGAUGGACUUCCCCAGGGGUAAGGUUCCCAAGCAUGCCCGACUCCACGAGGAGAUCCGGAACCUGACCUUCACCCACCACCUGGAGUAUGACCUUGCCGGGUGCCAGGUCCUGCUGCUGCCCAAGAACCUGCCCAGGCGAUGGCUCUGGAGCAGGAAGUACCCCAUCUGCAUCCACCUUCAGGCGUGGAGUAAGGACAGCUCUCCGUCACCCGUCUCCAUCAACUCCACACCCGCCGGUUCCGCCCAGGGCAGCCCCAUGCACUUCGCCAGCCCAGGCCCACCCCCAAGCCCCCCCUCGGAACUUGGGCGUCAGGGUAGCUCGGAGAGUGGCGGAGACACAACCAACACCAACACUACCAACUGGAGUCUCGAAAACCACCACAACAGAUCCUCCGGCGAAGAUGACCUCAUGUCCUCAUCCUUAGACAUGGCGUCCUUCGAGGAGGUGACGCAGGAUAUGUGCCAGGAGAAAAGCCUGAUCCUGUUCGCCCGCUGUGACAGGGAGAAGGAUGACUGGUUCCGGCGGCUAGUGGCGGCCUCGGAGCUCCCCCCCAACCGCCCCGCCCGCCCCUCCCCCAGCCACAAGCCGCCCCAGGAUACGGGAGACACCAUACUGCUGGAGGGCAUACCUGACGGACCUGGCAGGGACCAUAUGCAGGACCAGGCACCAGGGACACCCCCAGAAAUGUCCUUUGAGAGAUACAUGGCAAGGCUCCUGUAUCAACCCGCCACCAACUCCUCCGCCACUGCCGCCAGCACCCACCCCAGCCCCGCCCCGCCCCUAGCCCCGGCCGCCCCCGAUCUGACGAGCGUGGCGUGGAUCAAUGCUUUGGCGGGGCGGAUAUUUUAUGAUUUUUUGAGGAACCCGUUUUGGGCGAAUAAGGUUCAAGAGCGCGUCCAGCGGAAACUUAGCAAACUCCACGUUCCUUAUUUCGUCGGCGACCUCGUGGUGUGUGGGGUCAACAUGGGUUCCUCCACGCCCCAGCUCCAUGCGGCGGGCACUCCACAUGUCAACGCGAGGGGGCUAUGGGUGGACCUCAAGGUGGAGUACUCGGGGAACUUUACGCUCAGCCUCGAAACCAAACUUGACCUCAUGAAAUUGAAGCGAUCGACGGUUGGGCUUGACGCCGCGACCCAUGCUGUCCAUUCCGCCCACUCCCUCCCGCCGAGCCCAGGGGAGCCAGCCCACCCUAGGGUAUACACGCGGUCCCCGUCCUCUGACCGCCUCCUCCGCAACCUCCACUUCGACACAGACACGGAUGACAGCGUGGAAUCGUCCAGCGAAGAGGAGGAAGAGGAGGAUGGCGGAGCUGCGGAAGCUGGGCCGCCGACGGGAGGUGGCGGACCAACCUCACGGCGGCUACUCAAGCUCGUGGACACAGUGGCGGCUUCGAGGUACUUCCAGCAUGCGGCGGAGUGGCGGCUGCUACAACGCGCUCUCAUGGGGGUCAGCAACACUAGAAUUGAGCUCAGCGUUGAGGUCCGUCACUUAGCUGGCACUCUCGCGCUCAAUGUUCCGCCCCCGCCAACGGAUAGACUCUGGUAUGGGUUCCGCGGCGCCCCAGAGCUGACCAUGGUGGCGCGGCCGAGGCUUGGCGACCGCGCUCUCUCCCUCCCCAUCCUUGUGGAGUUCAUACAGAAGCAGCUGAAGAUCGUUUUCGAGAAGGUUUUCGUUCUACCAAAUAUGGACGAUUUGGUGAUUCCCGUCAUGUCUCCGCUUCUCCCAGGCCAGCACACCCCCCCUAGGCCCCCCUGGGAGACCGCCGCGCACCCCUCCACCCACGGCGAUGCCCAGUCCAUGCCCCCGCCUGCCUUCUCGCCCCCCACCUCCGCCCCCCGCCCCACCCCACAGGUUCUGACGCCGGUGGUUAAAUUCACGCCAUCGUCACACUGAGGAUUUUUUUUUUUUUUUCGAAGUUGUUUUUUGUUGUUAUUUUGUGUUGACGUUUUCGCACAAGUUUGGGUUCUGUUUGUGUGUGUGUGUGUGUGUGUGUGUGUGUGUGUGUGUGUUUUGUUUCUCCUAUCUUUCUCUCCUCUCUCUCUCUCUCUCUCUCUCUCUCUCUCUCUCUGUUACAAUUAUCUUACAUUCCUAAUUCUUUCUUUAAUCUUUUUUUUUCUUAUCCUAUCUUUAUCUAGUCUCCCAAAUGUGACUCGGAAAGAAAGAAAGAAAGAAAGAAAAAAGAAAGAGAGAAAGAAAGGAAGUGUUGUGAAAAGGAAGGAAGGAAAGGAAGGAAGGAAGAUAAGAAAAUAAAAUAAAGAAAGUGACUGAACAAAAUAAAGAAAAUAAAGAUAAUGAAGAUAGUGAAAAGAGAGAGAGAGAGAGAGAGAGAGAGAGAGAGAGAGAGAGAGAGAGAGAGAGAGAGAGAGAA